Molecule: messenger RNA, 3005 nt
Organism: Pogonomyrmex barbatus (red harvester ant)
Lineage: Eukaryota; Metazoa; Arthropoda; Insecta; Hymenoptera; Formicidae
Product: ornithine decarboxylase 1
Cellular component (GO): cytoplasm
Molecular function (GO): ornithine decarboxylase activity
Source: RefSeq, a predicted model, not a curated record
AUAGUUGCCGCGAGUACAGUAUCGUUCUGAUUUUCUGUCUGUUCGGAUCUCUGAAUUAAACGGAGUUUCUCACGUAUAUACGUAUCGCGUACAACACAUAUUACGUCUUAAACAUUUUUUUACGUUCCAAACGUGGAACAUUAAUAUUUUACUUUUGUUUUUUGCAUAUUUCAUAUCAGACAAGAUAUAGAAGUCAUUGAAAUUUAAAAACGUUAUCAAAUUCUUACAAGCGAUAAUUUAAUUUUUGUUCUGUGUACAUAAAGAUACGAGAAUUACUUCCCUUCAGGGUUCUAUCUGCGAUAGACUGGUCGGCCAGUCUGUUCGUGGGUGUUUGAAUAACUGCGACAACUGGAAGUUGGCCCUGAAUGCAGAGCCCCCGUGGCUUUGCUAGCACCCCCACAGUGAUCUUGUCUUAAUCCGCUUCCUCACGACUCACCCAAUUAGCAUUGACAGCUGCCUCUUUGCUGCCUAGCACCUACAGAGUACUAAUUAAUUCAAUCAAAUCAAUCAACAUGAAGGUAACAAAUCUAGAUGAACGUAUCCAUGUCUUGGACAGCGAGUCCAAUGUCAUGACUGUUAUCAAAGAUAUUGCAACGAGCGGUUUGCAAGAUGAAGCUUUCUAUGUAUUGGAUAUAGGAGAUAUUGUACAAAAGCAUCAAAUCUGGAAAGAAAAAUUGCCUCGAGUCGAGCCCUAUUAUGCUGUGAAAUGCAAUGACAAUUUGCUAGUAAUCGAGGUAUUAGCAGCCCUUGGUAUCGGUUUCGAUUGCGCAUCUAAGAAUGAGAUAAACAAAGUGUUGAGUCUCGGUGUAGAACCUUCAAGAAUUAUUUUUGCUAAUCCGGCCAAACCAGCUUCACACAUUCGUCAUGCUGCUGCAGUAAGAGUUGAAACCAUGACAGUAGAUAAUGAAAGUGAACUGCACAAAAUUAAAAAGCUUUUCCCAACAGCCAAGAUUGUUUUGCGAAUUCGUUGUGAUGCAGAAGUGGCUUUGUGCCCGCUUGGCAUGAAAUUUGGCUGUGAUCCGACACACGAGGCUCCUAACCUUUUACGUCUCGCAUGGAACUUGGGUCUCAAUGUAGUGGGCUUCAGUUUUCACGUUGGAUCUGGAUGUCAAGAUCCACCAGUAUAUUAUCGAGCUAUUCGUCAUUGCAAAAUAUUGUUCAAUAUGGCCACUGAUUUUGGUUUUAAACCUUACCUUUUGGAUCUUGGUGGUGGUUAUCCAGGCAAUAAAGGCACAAGCAUUGAUAAAAUUGCAGAGAUUAUCAACGAAGCUCUUGAUGAAUAUUUCAAUACUGAUGCUGUUCAUGUAAUCGCCGAACCAGGCCGCUUUUAUGUUGCAUCUGCAUUUACAUUGGCAACGAGUAUUCAUAGCAAACGUUCUAUACGCGGAGAUGAUAAUUCCAACACUGUUACGCACAAUAUGUAUUACAUUAACGACGGCGUUUACGGAUCAUUUAAUUGUCUGUUGUAUGAUCAUCAGCAUGUAACUCCUAUUCCUUUAAAGAAUGGUUGCGGAAAAAUGAUUCCUUCGAGCGUAUGGGGUCCGACGUGUGAUGGAUUGGAUAAGGUUGUUGAGAAUAUCAUGUUGCACGAUAUGGAACUUGGUGAAUGGUUGAUUUUUGAAAAUAUGGGUGCCUAUACAUUGCCUGUUGCUUCUCCAUUUAACGGAUUUCCCAUUCCUAAGAUUCAUGUUGUCGCUGACGAAGACAUUUGGCUUUUACUGAAAGAUGCUCUGCCUUUAACUGAAGAUCACUUUGUUAUUGGUAAUACACCAGGUAAUUUGCGACUCGGACUAGAUAUUGGAGGAAACGAUAUCGAUCCAUGGAACAACACUCAUUCAAUAGAAUUAGCACCGCCUGAAAUAUUAACGGACACUUCUAAUACGCCGCCACACUUUAUUUUUGAGUAUGUCGAGGCGCCACUGAAUUAGCUUGAUUAUUUAACGAAUGUUUCGAAGUGCGUUUAUGCAUUUCAAAGCAGAUACAUUCAAUUGGUGCAUGAAAUUAUUUUCUUUGAAUAUUUUUUAAAUAUUUUCUUUAAUUAUUUUUUUAAAUUUUUUGAAAAAAUAAUAUGUGCAAGCAUUAUUUUUAAUUGGCACAGUGAUAUUUUUUAUCAUUUCAAAAAUUCUUUAAAAUAUAUGUACAUUACUUGCAUGCAUCGAAAUAUAUCUAUAUAUAUGGUUUUAAGAUAUAGUUUUGACGUACAAUCUAUGUACAACUUUUCUCCUUUCAGACGUUUUGAAAUCACCUCUUCUAUUUGCUUUUAUUAAAAAUACAUUUACUCGAGUAAUAAUUAAGAAUUACAAAUUAAGUAAAGCUCUAAAAGUGGCCCCUCUGAUAUUACUGUUGAAGACUAAUCUUCAUGAAUGUCAAGUUUUUCUCAUCGCAUAAUACAUAAAAGAUAUUACCAUAGAUGUUUAAUCAUACGUGUCUCUGCCAUCAGUACAAUACAGCGUAUUAUAGUUUCCACAUACAUUUCUAGGUACAAAAAUUGAUAUUUCGGAAAAUAAUUCGUAAAAAUUAUCUUGCAAAUACUUUUCUCUUGCAGUUUUUCAACAUAUUUAACAUAGAACAAAGCUAUAAUUUGUUUUUAUAUGGAUUGUACAUGGAAGAGCAAAUCGUGAUUUGACAAUAGAAAGAUUUGUCAUGCUUUCUAUAAAUGAUAAAAGAACAAGGCGGCCAUGCGUAGAGAGCAACGAUUUAAAUAUACUACGAUGUAGUUUUACGUUUUUAAAUAUUUAAAAUAAGUAAAUAAUUUUUUAAAAAGCUUGGGUAAUACUCGGGGCAAAAAUUAACAUGUUCUUUAUUUUUUUUAAUUGCUAUUUUAAAAGCACUAUUAAGAAAAAGAAGAAAAAGAAUUCAUAAUGAAUUGACUAUACAAUAUAUGUGUAUAUGUGCAUAAAGCACAAAUGUAUUCUUUAAAAUUUAUUUUCUAUAUUAAAUAAACAUAAACUCUGUAGGAUUGCUAGGAAUUUUACGGCAUUGAGGCAGCUGUCAUAAGAACCGAA